AUGAGGCCACUACUGAUUGAAGAUUUCACCCUAACACAUGAUACAGACCACAAAAUUGAUGGCACAAAAUCAAUGGCUGGAGAAAAAUUGAGUCAAGGAGGCGUUGCAUUGGUCUCUGACAUGUGUCCAGAUCCUGGGAUUCCAGAAAAUGGUAGAAGAGCAGGUUCUGACUUCAGGGUUGGUGCAAAUGUCCAGUUCUCCUGUGAGGACAAUUAUGUGCUCCAAGGGUCCAAAAGUAUCACCUGCCAGAGAGUUACAGAGACACUUGCUGCUUGGAGUGACCACCGGCCAAUCUGCCGAGCUAGAACAUGUGGCUCAAAUCUGCGUGGACCCAGUGGCAUUAUUACCUCCCCUAAUUACCCAGUUCAGUAUGAAGACAAUGCACACUGUGUGUGGGUCAUCACUACAACAGACCCGGAUAAGGUCAUCAAGCUAGCCUUUGAAGAAUUUGAGCUCGAAAGAGGAUACGACACCCUUACUGUAGGCGAUGCUGGGAAAGUUGGUGACACCAGAUCCGUCCUCUAUGUACUCACGGGAUCCAGUGUUCCUGACCUCAUUGUGAGCAUGAGCAACCAGAUGUGGUUACACCUACAGUCUGAUGACAGCAUUGGCUCUCCGGGAUUUAAAGCUGUUUACCAAGAAAUUGAAAAGGGAGGAUGUGGCGACCCCGGGAUCCCUGCCUAUGGGAAGCGGACUGGCAACAGUUUUCUCCAUGGAGACACACUAACUUUUGAAUGCCAGGCGGCUUUCGAGUUGGUGGGGGAGAGAGUGAUCACCUGCCAACAGAACAAUCAGUGGUCUGGCAACAAGCCCAGCUGCGUGUGUGAGUAUUGUGCAGUGACUGGGACCCCAUCCUGUUCCGACACUGCCUUGCAAGGGGAGAGAAAGAGAGACACAGUGCACCCAUUCAGCAAGGGCAGCUUUGGGAGCAGCGCGAGUGUUCUUCAUUCACCUGAAACACAGCAGGGCGUUCUCAGACCCCACCAUCCAAAUUCUUCCCUGAGUUGA
Molecule: messenger RNA, 1008 nt
Organism: Tupaia belangeri chinensis (Chinese tree shrew)
Lineage: Eukaryota; Metazoa; Chordata; Mammalia; Scandentia; Tupaiidae
Product: CUB and sushi domain-containing protein 1-like
Exons: 7
Coding region: 1-1008 (335 amino acids)
Source: RefSeq, a predicted model, not a curated record